UACUAUGUCAGGAAAAUUAGAAGUCUGUUAACAUAAGCGUAUACUCAGACUGAGCAUUAGAGGGCUUUUCUAAACCAUCUAAGUCUGUUGAACCUGAACUGCACAGAGAUUAGAAAGUUUAGAUACAAGAUCAACAGUAAGAGACUAUUUUCUUUUAGUUGGCCAGUUAGCCGUGUUGAAGGCAGCAUGAAUCCUGUACACAGUACCUUGUUGUCCUCAGUGCUUCUUUUCACCCUCAGAAUUCAGGAGCUGGUAGAGGCAUGCAGCUGUGCCCCUGCACAUCCACAGCAGCUAAUCUGUGAUUCUGCUUUAGUGAUUCGUGCAAAAAUAUCCAGUGAAAAGGUGGUUCCUGCCAGUGAUGACCCGCUUGACACUCACAAAAUGAUCCAGUAUGAAAUCAAACAAAUAAAGAUGUUUAAGGGGUUUGAAAAAGUGAAAGAUGUUCAGUAUGUCUAUACUCCUUUUGAUUCAUCUCUCUGUGGAGUGAAACUAGAAGCUAACAACAAGAAGCAAUAUCUCCUCACAGGCCAAAUAUUAAAUGAUGGUAAAGUUCUCAUCCAUUUAUGCAAUUACAUUGAACCAUGGGAUGAUCUAUCCUUGUCUCAAAAGAAGAGUCUUAACCAGAGGUACCAAAUGGGCUGUGGCUGCAAAAUUACUACCUGCUACAUGGUGCCCUGCUCAAUCACUACACCAAACGAGUGUCUCUGGACAGACUGGCUGAUAGAAAGGAAGCUAUAUGGGCACCAGGCCAAGCAUUAUGCCUGUAUCAAGCGAAGCGAUGGCACUUGCAGCUGGUACCGAGGUGGCCCUCCCCCAGAGAAAGAGUUUACUGACAUCAGCGAACCUUAAAUUGAUCACUUCCUAAAAAGCCUGGGAGGCUAAUUCCAUCAAACGUUGCACGCUCACAGCUUUGAACCGCCAACAUCUUAUGUAUCUGUUGCUUAGAAACAAAAACAAAUUGUGCUGUACAAGUAAAAUACAGAGUUUGUUCAAUUGGCACCCAGGCAAGAAGAGGAACAAAUCUCUUGGAGGUAGCUUAUAAAGUUCUGCUUUGUGUACAGGGGCUUUAGUUGAGAAUGGUCCUCCGUGUUCUCAGAGGCAUCAAAAUUUUCCUUUUUACCAAUAUGAAUGUAGAAGAACAAAAGAAUGAUCAGAUUUUUGCCCCCAACUCCAGUUACCUAGCAGAUUAAGAAAACCCUGUGUUUCAGUCCAAAACAGUUUUUCUCAUACGUGAAGAAUGUUUUAUACAACUAUUUUUUUUCUGUAUGGAAGCCUUCUGAUAAAAAAAAUUAUUGUACAGUGUAUAUGUAAAGUAUUAUAACAAUGUGCUGUAAAAAAGAUUCAAAGAUUCAUGUUUUCUUCAUAUUUGUUGAAACAAGUUAAAAAUUUUUGUGAUUAAAAACUAUGUUCUUUUCUUUUUUGUAUGUUACUUAAAUGUCCUAUUUCUUACCCAUGUAUUAUAACAUUUGUUUGUAAUUAGAUUAAAUAUAUAUCUUUGAUAAUCACAAACGCCUAUCCAAUUCAUUGAUCCAAUGGAUUGGCACAUCUGUAAAGAGAAGUGUUCUAAUGUUUAGGUAUAACACCAACAGAAAAAAAAUGACAAUAUACACCCUUAGACUAGUUAGAUUUACAGGAAAAGUAAAGCAUGAACAUUGUCAGUGUAGCAAUGGCACCUGGUAAAACAUCUGUACAUGUGACACCACAUUAUUAUCAUAUUUCACUGCUGUUAUAAACUCUAUUUUUAACAUGAGAGUGACUUUAAGAAAUCCCCAAAAAUUUAUUUGAUGAUUUUUAAUUCUUCAGAUUUCAAUACAAAAUUUACCAUUUUUUGGGUAGUCAUUUGCACUUUGUGAUAAUGAAUUUUGCAAGCUUGCAAAAAUGUACCAGAAAAGUGUUAUCUUUUUGGAGGUUA
This is a messenger RNA of Dermochelys coriacea (leatherback sea turtle), 1912 nucleotides long. RefSeq names its product TIMP metallopeptidase inhibitor 4 (gene TIMP4). The record is from RefSeq and is a predicted model, not a curated record. Gene Ontology annotation, cellular component: extracellular matrix. Gene Ontology annotation, molecular function: protease binding; metalloendopeptidase inhibitor activity. Bases 187 to 849 code for a protein of 220 amino acids. NCBI's taxonomy places the organism in Eukaryota, Metazoa, Chordata, Testudines, Dermochelyidae. Gene Ontology annotation, biological process: negative regulation of membrane protein ectodomain proteolysis; negative regulation of endopeptidase activity. The transcript is spliced from 5 exons.